Messenger RNA from Effrenium voratum, 831 nucleotides. Lineage: Eukaryota; Dinophyceae; Suessiales; Symbiodiniaceae. The record is from the annotation of a GenBank genome assembly.
AUGUCCGUCACAGUCGCGCUGGCUCAGAGGGCGAAAGCCGAAGCCGAGCGUCGGAAAGCGCCACGCGCGGAGCGGAGCGCGCAAGUCCUUGGGGCGCCAUGCAGAGGCCGGGCGGAGGGUCGGAGCGUCGAGACCUUCUUGCCGCUCAAUCGGGACCCUCUGCCGGAGGAAACCCGGGAGACGAAUGCGGCCUUCGGGACGGGGAGCUCUUCGGUGCUAUCGCCUAUGUCGGCCUACUUCGAUGGCCCCCCGUCCUUCUUCGCGCCGGCCCGCGAGCCGCGCGCCGAAGGUGCCAGCCAUAGCGGCCACGCGCAUGCGGCGCCGCACGCGCAGCAUGCGCCCGCGCAUGCGCCGCAGGCGCAUGCGCAGCAUUCGCCGGUGCAGCACUCGCAUCACAUGAUGCACCAACUUCCCCAUGGCCUUCGGAGCGAGCCUUCGCCCUCCGGGCCCUCCGGGCCCUCUGGGCCCUCCGGGUCCGUAUCUCGGAUGGAGCGAUCCGGGUCCGGAAGGCAGCAGGUGAGCCUGCAGGCGGGGCUGGCACAGCCCUUCAUGCCCUUCGGUAUGAGCGCCGUUUCCGGCACUGGGGUCACCGGCAGUUCCGCCGCGGGCUCCGCCGCCGCAGCUUCCGCCGCAGCGUCCGGCGCGUCCAGCUCGAUGCCAGUGAACCCGGGGCUGCAGCCCAUGUGCAUGGGGCCCACCUUGCUCCAGUCGCGGCCGGCCAACCGGAGGGAGGGCAAGGAGGCGGAAAAGCGGGCGGCCCAAGGACGGGCGCCCUGCCCCAUCGCGGUGUACGUGGACUUGUCGUCUCUGAAGGUAAAGGAGCGGAAGUGA